UACGGAUACCAACAGGAAAAUGUAUGUGUUGAUUUUAAAUUCAACGGUUAAAAGCUGCAGAUAUAAAAUCGAUGCCACUUAAAGGCUAUAGAACUCAUGCGCCGUACGAGACGACAAAUAUUGAAAUCUGGUCCAUUUUCCUUAUGUCUACGAAACAUACGAGAUAAGGAUUACAAACAGUUUUGAUGAUAGGAUGGAUAUAUCAAUGGAAAAAUGAGAAAUAAAGAAAACAUAUUCAAUGUAAUAUUACUUCUCCUUUCUGGAAUACUUUUGAAAGAAGGAGAAUGUGGUACCAGUUGGGAGGUGACACACUUUACGGAAAACUCUAAUGGUUACACGUGGGAGGAGGCGGAUACAAUAUGUAAAGAAAACGGGAAAAUGUUAGCUGUUGUUGAUUCACAGGAAAAAUGGGAAACGGUUAAAUAUGUUAUAACAGGUGGAAACAGAUACACUGCACCUGCCGAUGUAUACAUUGGUUUACAGUUUACUCAAAGUAUAAACAACUUUACAUGGAGCAAUGGGGCACAAGCUUCAUGGACAAAAUGGGCUGAGAACGAACCCUACUAUACUGAGAGAAGACAUUGCGUUAGGUUAGAUGUGUAUACAAACUAUAACUUUAGAACAUCUGACUGCUCUUACAAGCAUCAUUUUGUUUGUUCAUAUGAAGUUUAUGUACCAGAUCCUGUUGUACAAGAACUUGUUACAUCCACAACAGCAGUAUACACGGGCUCAUCUGGUAUAAAAUCGGACAUGAUUGUCGGGAUGUCAGUUGGAUUCGGAAUAUUUUUAGGCAUCGGAAUAAUAAUUUGCAUACUUUGUCGUUGUUGCUGUAAUUUCCAACAGGAGAAAAAGUAUACGGAAAGUUCUAAGCAGAGCAAGCCAAUCCUACCAACCAGAUCACAAGCACAAAAGCAGUUUGAAAUUUACAUGAAUCAGAUGGAAGGCGUUGAUUAUUCCCGCGCAAAAUCUAGUGCAGCAGCCUCGGUUUCGUAUAGCAGAAAUCAGACCCAUGAUGACGUGUUCAAUGUCGAUGAUCACCCGUCAAAUGUUAUUGAUAUUGCACCAUACAGUCAAAUGUCACAAUAUAACCAAGGUGAUGAAAUGAGUUUGAAUGAUUCAUCGUCACCGUCUAAUAAAUCUACCGAUUAUAUGCAUUUUAUGUAAAACAAUUUUGAACAAAACUAUGUACAAGGUAGCAUGAUUUAAACACUAAUCAUAUCAAAUUACUAGCAAUGAUGUACGUGACAUUUUCAAGGGGUUCGUUUGUGAAUAUUCCCCUUUGAAUAUCGGCACUGGUCUGAGAAUAAUUAUGUUUCACUGAACCUGCUUACAGGGAUACUGAAUGCAUAAUUUUAUUGAAAAGUUGCUAAUGAUUUUGACUAAGCAUAUCACAUUACAAACAAGGUCUACCUUUUAAUAGCUUAAAUGUCUCUUUUCAACUCAAAAGUAUGUUUAUGAAAAUACCACGUGACAAUUAAUUCAUAAUUGUAACGUUACAUUGAGCAACGUCAGUUUGUUGGAACCGGCAACAUCUGCAUUUUUAUAUGUAGGUCGUAUGCCUGAAUUCACUAAAAAGUCAGACAGAAUAAACUAUUUCUUCAAAUUUUUGUUUCAUUUGCGAUGAUGCUGUAUAAAGAUGUAAAAAAAAAUGCACUAAUUCUAAAUUAAAAUUUUACACGAAGUUUGUGGAUGAUCUGGAAUUGGCUUACCUAUGGCGUUCUCAAUGAAAAUGGUCCUCAAAAUGUUUAGCCGUAAACGAAACUAUUAAAAAAGGCUAAAGAUAUAAUUUGUUUAUUUAUUUCAUAAUGUUAAAAAAUAGUUGAUAAAAUGACUUCGAAGUCACGUUUCAUAAUGUUCUCAUAUCUGAGUUACAUUACUUGUUCAAAAACAUAAUGUCGAAAGCAAUGGAGGAAAUUUUGGUAGUUUGCCAAUGUGUUUAAAAAUUCAAUGGUGUAAAUGAUGUACUAACAUUGUAAUUAUAAAAGGAUAACUAUUUUUGAUUCUAUAUGGAAGGUCAAUAACAAUUCAUUGUGAUCCAAAGGAUGAUUGAUACCUUUGGCUUUUGGAAAAUAUUGUAAAUUGUCGAAUGCAAUCCAUUUUUUUAAUAAUAAAAAAAAUUAACAAUGA
This is a messenger RNA of Mytilus californianus (California mussel), 2127 nucleotides long. RefSeq lists its product as uncharacterized. Gene Ontology annotation, cellular component: external side of plasma membrane; extracellular matrix. Gene Ontology annotation, molecular function: extracellular matrix protein binding; extracellular matrix binding. NCBI's taxonomy places the organism in Eukaryota, Metazoa, Mollusca, Bivalvia, Mytilida, Mytilidae. The coding region runs from base 214 to 1164 and encodes 316 amino acids. The record is from RefSeq and is a predicted model, not a curated record. Gene Ontology annotation, biological process: cell migration. The transcript has 6 exons.